Messenger RNA from Dioscorea cayenensis subsp. rotundata (Guinea yam), 621 nucleotides. Its product is annotated as phenazine biosynthesis-like domain-containing protein 2. Gene Ontology annotation, cellular component: cytoplasm. The record is from RefSeq and is a predicted model, not a curated record. Gene Ontology annotation, biological process: biosynthetic process. Bases 1 to 621 code for a protein of 206 amino acids. Gene Ontology annotation, molecular function: isomerase activity. Lineage: Eukaryota; Viridiplantae; Streptophyta; Magnoliopsida; Dioscoreales; Dioscoreaceae. The transcript has 3 exons.
AUGGCUACAAGAGCAGUGAGAUAUGCUAUGUGUGCAAUUUUUGGAUCUUUUGGUUUUCGAGAUAGAUGCUUUCACGAGACCAUGACAUUUAAAGGUAAUCCUGCAGCUAUAUGUUUCUUAGAGGAUGGACACCAAGUGGAUGAUGAGUGGAUGCAAUCUGUUGCCAAGGAGAUCAACAUCUCGAGGGCUCGCUUUCUUGACCCGUGCUAUCUCGAUGACAACCCGCGGUUUAAUCUUCGGUGGUUCACUCCGAUCGAUGAGGUUGAUCUUUGUGGUCAUGCAACUUUGGUUGCAGCGCAUUUUCUUUUAUCAUAUGGCUUGGUAAAAUGUGAUGUCAUUGAGUUUGCUACAAAAUCUGGAAUUUUGACUGCUACAAAAGUCUAUGGAAUCAAGCAGUCAACCUUAUUUAAUGUUAAGGCUGAAAACUUUAUCAAAUCCAAUGGAGAAAAAGAAAGCUUUUCAAUUGAGUUGAACUUUCCUGUAUGCAAGGUUGUUGAAUCCGAUCCCGGUGAGAUCCCAUCUAUUCCUGAAACUUUGAAUGGUGCAUCUAUGAUCAAUGUUACAAAGAGAAGCUCAUCUGAUGACCACAUUGUACUCCCUUGCCCAUCCCUUAAUCUUUGA